GCCGUGCAGCCGCGAGGAACGCGUGCGUGAUGAAGUGAGCGUCUCGUGCGGCGGUCGCUCGCGGGAUGGACGCGUCGGCGCGGCGCUGAGCGGCUCCGGGAUGCGGCGGUGUGCGACUCUACUGAUGCUCGCGCUGACGGCGGGGGUGAGCGUGGCGCUGCAGAUCCAGUGCUAUCAGUGUGAAGACGUUCGGCAGGACGACUGCUCCUUGCCAGAGUUCAUCGUUAACUGCACCAUCAACGUGCAGGACAUGUGUCAGAAGGAAGUGCUAGUCAUGGAGGACGGGAUUCACUACAGGAAGUCGUGUGCGUCGUCGGGGGCGUGUCUGAUCGCGUCGUCGGGCUACCAGCAGUUCUGCACGGGGAAGCUGAACUCUGUCUGCAUCACCUGCUGCAACACGGCGCUCUGUAACGGCCCACGGCACAAGAGAAGAGCGGCGUCCCAUGCCUGCUCCGUCUGCCGCUACGCCAGCCUGCUGCUCUGCCUCAUGUUGCUCUACUUCUGCUCGCACUGACGUGUGUGUGUGUGUGUGUGUGUGUGUGUGUGUGUGUGUGUGUGAG
Sinocyclocheilus grahami is the source of this 560-nucleotide messenger RNA. Its product is annotated as ly6/PLAUR domain-containing protein 1-like. The coding region runs from base 101 to 514 and encodes 137 amino acids. The record is from RefSeq and is a predicted model, not a curated record. The transcript has 3 exons. NCBI's taxonomy places the organism in Eukaryota, Metazoa, Chordata, Actinopteri, Cypriniformes, Cyprinidae. Gene Ontology annotation, molecular function: acetylcholine receptor inhibitor activity. Gene Ontology annotation, biological process: acetylcholine receptor signaling pathway.